Molecule: messenger RNA, 869 nt
Organism: Uloborus diversus
Lineage: Eukaryota; Metazoa; Arthropoda; Arachnida; Araneae; Uloboridae
Product: protein ABHD13-like
Cellular component (GO): membrane
Molecular function (GO): palmitoyl-(protein) hydrolase activity
Source: RefSeq, a predicted model, not a curated record
GGGACUCUUUCAGUCUUGUGGCUGCAAUAUAUUAUUGCUGGAAUACAGAGGUUACGGGCACAGUGAAGGUUCCCCAAGUGAAGAAGGUCUGUAUCUAGAUGCACAAGCUGGUUUGCAAUAUUUACUACAAGUUCCUUUUAUUGAUAAGACGAAAAUUGUUGUUUUUGGGCGAUCUCUCGGUGGAGCAGUUGCAAUCGACCUUGUAAGCCGACCAAAGUUUGGUAAACAUGUGUUCAUAUUAAUGGUUGAAAACACCUUCACAAGCAUUCCAGAUAUAGCAAGACAAAUGUUUAAUUUUAAAAUCAUCAAAUGGCUUCCUGACUGGGCAUUUAAAAAUCAAUUUUUGUCUCUAAGAAAAGCCAAAAAAAUUAAGAGGCCAUCACUUUUUAUUUCUGGUCAAGCAGAUCUUCUCAUCCCUCCUAGUAUGAUGAAAGCACUUUGUCAGGCUUGUGGAAGUCCUAUCAAAAGGUUUCAUUCAUAUGAAUUCGGCUCUCAUAAUGAAACUUGGCAAUGUAAAGGUUAUUACAGAUCAAUAAACAUGUUUAUAGAUGAUGUUAUGUUAGCUCAACAGGAGAUGAAUCUCUGGCCUUCAACAAGUUUUGAAGAUGAAGGAGAAAUAUAUUAACGCAAUCAUAUCAAAACAGAACAUUUUCUGCAGAAAAGACUAUCCUCUCAUAUCUUCCCUAAUAAACUCGUUUUCCUUCAGUUUAAUCUAUAAGAAGAAAAAUCUUUUUGAUGUUUUAGCAUGUUUCAAGACAGCAUUUCAAGAUAUCUAAAACUUAAAUUAUUAGGCAAAUAAUUAUCUUGUGUGUAUUUAUUGUUUUGUUGGUUUCGUGGUCAUUUCUAAGUUGCUUGGUUGUAGCCCACUA